AGCUAGACGCAGAAGAAAUAUCAAGGGAUUUUCUAUUCACGUGAAUUACUUCUGUUUUCUGAAAACAAGUCCAAAGUUCAAGGAUGUCAUUUAAGGAUGAAUAAUGAUGUGUUUGUGACGUAGAAGAAGAUAUAAAAGCGACUGUAAGAACAAGGAAUAUAAUCAUUCUCUCCUGAACAAUGUCUGCUGUACUGGUGCUCGCUUUGGUUCUGCUGUCUCUAACAUGCGUAACGGAUGCCAUAUCGGACGCCUGCUUGACGUGUAUAUGUAAACAAGAAUCUUAUGGCUGCACACAGAUUGGAUGUAGGAUGGACGGAGGGUCCCUAUCCUGCGGGUAUUUCCAAAUCAAGAAGUCCUAUUGGAUCGACUGUGGUCGACUUGGAAGUAGUUGGGAAGCAUGCGCUGAUGAUUAUAACUGCGCAGUUAGGUGUGUUCGUGCCUACAUGAAAAAAUACAUCGGAAACAGUGGAUGUACAGCUAACUGCAAGAACUACGCAAGACUUCACAAUGGCGGACCAAAAGGCUGCACCAAACCAUCAACGCUGACCUACUGGAAUGACGUGAAGAAUCAGGGGUGCAGCAUAAAUUCCUGAGCUGCCGAAAAACCCAGUCCUGCGUUACAUUUGUAGUGUAGAAAUGAUCGUAAAUAAAAUAAUAUUCAAGCAUCA
Messenger RNA from Ostrea edulis (European flat oyster), 668 nucleotides. Its product is annotated as lysozyme-like. The transcript has 5 exons. Gene Ontology annotation, molecular function: lysozyme activity. Bases 180 to 593 code for a protein of 137 amino acids. Lineage: Eukaryota; Metazoa; Mollusca; Bivalvia; Ostreida; Ostreidae. The record is from RefSeq and is a predicted model, not a curated record.